GGGUCGACCUUGUAGACCGGCCUGUUGGACUGGUGACGAGCGCGCCUCACCAUGGCGUCCACGAGCGCCACCAUGCGGAUGAUGUUUGUGCUGCUGCUCGUGAUCCAUGUUGUAGAUUUUCGGGCUGAGGCUCAUGGAUGGGGCUGGCACAAACCUGGCGGACAUAACUCUGGUGAACACAGCGGUGGCAGCCAUGGUUCUGGUGGACAUAGCCGUGGUAGCCAUCGUCAUUCUGGUGGUCACAGCCAUGGUAGCCACCACUCUGGCAGUCGACAUAGUAGCCAUGGAAGCCAUAGCCAUGGAAGCCAUAGUCAUGGGCAUAGCCACUCAUCGUCUCAAGAGCACGGACAAGGUGGCUACAAGGGCUGUUACGUGGACAACAGAAACCGCGUGUUCCCGCAUUCACCCACGUCUUCGAAUAGCAUGACCACAGCUAUAUGUAAGGCCCACUGCAAGCGGAACGGGUACGCCUAUGCAGGCACAGAGUACGCGCAGCAGUGUUUCUGCGGGACGGCAGCGCAGUUUGCCAGGCUGCCUGCGCCCCGGCGUGCCUCCGAGUGCAACAAAAAGUGCAAAGGGAACAAGAAGGAAAUCUGUGGAGGAACAUGGCGGAUAUCAAUCUACUGGAUUGGAGGUGGGGGCGGGGGAGUCACUACGACCCGUACACACUACAGGGUGUACAACGAAGCGAAGACAUACUCCGAGGCCCAGAGGCGAUGCCAACAGGACGGUGGACAUCUUGCUGAUUUGAAAACACCUGCCAUCGCUGCCGUCGUUGCAAGACUGGUGGACACAUGA
Molecule: messenger RNA, 798 nt
Organism: Branchiostoma floridae (Florida lancelet)
Lineage: Eukaryota; Metazoa; Chordata; Leptocardii; Amphioxiformes; Branchiostomatidae
Product: WSC domain-containing protein 2-like
Exons: 6
Coding region: 52-798 (248 amino acids)
Cellular component (GO): plasma membrane
Source: RefSeq, a predicted model, not a curated record